AUGGUGGACUACUACGAAGCGCUAGGGGUGAGCCGCAAUGCCACCGCCGAGGACAUCAAGAAGGCGUACAGGAAGGCUGCGCUGAAGUGGCACCCGGAUAAAAACCCAGACAACAAGGAGUACGCUGAGCAGAGGUUCAAGGAGAUCGCUGAGGCGUACGAAGUGCUGUCGGACAAGCAGAAGCGCGAUGUCUACGACCGUUAUGGCAAGGACGGACUCAUGGGUGCAGCUGGCCCGGGGGGCUCCAGGGCCGAUGCCGGGGCCCCCGAAUUCACCUUCACGUUCCGCAGCGCUCAUGACGUCUUCCGGGAGUUCUUUGGCGGGCGAGACCCCUUCGCCGACUUCUUUGACGAGAUGCUGCCCUUCUCCGAGCUGCGAGGACCUGGUCCACGGCACCACGGAGGUGGCCACUUCUUUUCCCCCUUCCCAGGAUCCUCAGAUUUCUUCGCCUCAUCCUUCAGCUCCGGUGCCGAC
Messenger RNA from Pelecanus crispus (Dalmatian pelican), 474 nucleotides. The record is from RefSeq and is a predicted model, not a curated record. NCBI's taxonomy places the organism in Eukaryota, Metazoa, Chordata, Aves, Pelecaniformes, Pelecanidae.